UUCUUAGGAGAUGACCAAUAAGAGAGUUAGUUUCGAUACUUUCUCCACGCCUCCCGGCAAACACGAAGAAUAAAACCGCAGUGCAGAUGCAUGUGAUGAUCAUAUGACCACCUGAGAUUCAUCAUGGCUCGCGUGCUGCUCUUUUAUCUGUUUACGCUGUCGGGUGUUUUCGCCGGACGGUAUUUUAAUGAGAAUGAGCCCUGCUACAGACCCCAGCCGAGGAGAAACCUACAAGGAGUAAAGACUGGACCACGUCCCUAUGAAUAUAUGAAUUUAAAAAACCUCCCCAAAGUAUGGGACUGGAGAAACAUUGAUGGCGUCAACUACGUCAGCACCACACGCAACCAACACAUACCCCAGUACUGCGGCUCGUGCUGGGCACAUGGAAGUACUAGUGCUUUCGCAGAUCGUAUCAACAUCAAGCGGAAAGCGGCAUGGCCAUCUGCCUAUCUCUCUGUCCAGAACGUGAUUGACUGUGGCAACGCGGGUUCCUGCAAUGGUGGAGAUCAUUCUGGCGUGUGGGAAUAUGCAAACACUAAUGGCAUUCCUGAUGAAACCUGCAACAACUAUCAGGCCAAGGAUCAGGACUGUAACACCUUUAAUCAGUGUGGAACCUGCACAACCUUUGGCGUGUGCAAUGUUGUAAAGAACUAUACUCUCUGGAAAGUUGGAGACUAUGGCUCAGUCAGUGGGCUGGACAAGAUGAAAGCUGAGAUCUACUCUGGAGGACCCAUCAGUUGUGGGAUCAUGGCAACAGAAAAGCUUGAUGCGUACACUGGUGGCUUGUAUUCGGAGUACGUACAGGAUCCCGGUAUAAACCACAUCGUAUCUGUAGCUGGUUGGGGUGUUGAUGAGAGUGGAGUGGAGUACUGGGUCGUCCGUAAUUCUUGGGGAGAGCCAUGGGGAGAGAAAGGCUGGCUCAGAAUAGUCACCAGUGCAUACAAGGGUGGCAGUGGGAGCACGUACAAUCUCGCCAUCGAAGAGGACUGCAUGUAUGGAGACCCCAUCCUACCAAAGAACUACCUGUAGAUGCCUGUGACAUGUUUUACAUAGAGAAAGUGCAGUCUUCAAUUAGUCUAAACUUGCCAAAUUGUAGAGGGCAUUUGUAUCCAGGGCUAGAAUGAUUUUCUUAUGCUGCACAGAUCAGUUGCAGAGUUUUUUUAAAUAGUUUUUAAUGAAAAUCUCAGGAAAGAUUUAUCAGAAAUUGUACAGAUUUGUUCUUUUAUUUCUUCCUUUUUAAGGGUUUUCUACACCACUUAAUGAACACAAAGGGAAACACGAUCCAUUGUUUUUUUUAUACUAGGACAUUUCACAUUUUUAGGAUGUUUUAAAUGGCCAGAUGAUCAUCUAAUGACUUGUGUGCCGAUAUGUGCCUAGGUUUGAGGUUUGUUAUGGUGUACUAAAAGCAAAAGUACAGUUUGCUUCUCUUUUUGAUGGGGAUUUUGCUUUAAUGCAUCUGUCAAACCAUGUCAACAUGUGAAGCCAUGGCUAGGUUUUCAAUCACACUCAAUAAAAGUCUUAUCAGGUUUUA
Molecule: messenger RNA, 1531 nt
Organism: Ctenopharyngodon idella (grass carp)
Lineage: Eukaryota; Metazoa; Chordata; Actinopteri; Cypriniformes; Xenocyprididae
Gene: ctsz
Product: cathepsin Z
Exons: 6
Coding region: 124-1029 (301 amino acids)
Cellular component (GO): lysosome
Molecular function (GO): cysteine-type endopeptidase activity
Source: RefSeq, a predicted model, not a curated record